UGGUGGUUGUGCCGCGGGAGCAUGAGGUGGUUUCGGACCUCCCAGCCGCCGCCGGUGGAUGAGGAGGCCGGUGGCUUUCUUGGUGAGCUCAACAACUCGCUCACUAUGUCAACGUCGACGAGAUUCUACGGCUUUGUCAUCACCUUUGGUCUUGGGAUGAUUCUCUCGCUGUUCUCGACGACGUACCUGACAACGCUGAGGCUGUACAAGUUUGCGCUGGUGUACACGCUGGGCAACAUUCUGUCGAUUCUGUCGUCGAUGAUGUUUGUGGGGCCGGCACGGUACAUGACGAACAUGUGCAAGGCAUCACGGCGAGGCGCGUCGAUUGUCUACUUUCUCUCGCUGGCUUGCACGCUCUACUCAGCGCUGGUGCUCAAGGCCCGGCCGACAACCGUCGUCUUGGUCCUUGUCCAGGUCUCGGCGCUGGCCUGGCUGUACCUCUCGUACAUUCCGUAUGGGCGCAAGAUCGUGCUCUCGUGCCUCAAGUCGACGUGCGGCUCGGCGCUGUCGUUCAAUUGAGACUAAGAGCUCUGCGGCGAGAAGGGCGAGGGUAUCACCGGCGGGAGGGGCCGCUGAGCCGGGCGCGGCGGGCGCGGCGGGCAAAGAGCACGUCGUGGCGAUCCUGCAUCCGGUGGACAUCAAGCUCCUUUUGGCGGACGAGAACCACCAUGACCGCAACCAUGACCGCAACCAUGAGCGGCAUUGUCGACGAGAUAGUCGUCAUGUUGGUCGGCGCCGUCUCGUGCACAAACUCGCAGCACUCGAGAUCGGCGCGCGCCUGCUGCAGCGUGCUCGCCGCCCGCGCCGCAAACUCGUCCAUACGCCGGCGGGCAUCAACAACAAGCUCAAGGUACCCAGGCGCGCCAUCCAUCCACGCCAGGAGCGCGGUUCGGAUGGCGCCCUCCUCGCGGGCGAGCUCGUCAUGGAGGUAGGCAACCGUCUCGCGGACCCGCGACGAGGCGACCAGCACCUCGGCGUAGCGGUAGUGGAAGAGCCGGUCAAUGAACAGUCGCUCGCCGA
Molecule: messenger RNA, 1020 nt
Organism: Thecamonas trahens ATCC 50062
Lineage: Eukaryota; Apusomonadida; Apusomonadidae
Product: vesicle transporter SFT2A
Exons: 2
Coding region: 22-519 (165 amino acids)
Biological process (GO): vesicle-mediated transport
Cellular component (GO): membrane
Source: RefSeq, a predicted model, not a curated record